Amphibalanus amphitrite is the source of this 4291-nucleotide messenger RNA. RefSeq lists its product as uncharacterized. Bases 359 to 2545 code for a protein of 728 amino acids. The record is from RefSeq and is a predicted model, not a curated record. Lineage: Eukaryota; Metazoa; Arthropoda; Thecostraca; Balanomorpha; Balanidae. The transcript is spliced from 4 exons.
GUGAUUUCCAUUUCAGAUCGUCAUCUACUUUUUCUAGUAUUUUCGAUAUAAAAGGCAGUAUGCUUAUUGGUCUAUAGUUUGUAAAACGUUGCUUAUCCCCUGCUUUAAAAAUUGGUUUUAUAACCGCCGUUUUCAAAGGGCGAGGAAACACGUUUUGGCGUAAGCAUAAAUUCAAGAGAAAGACAAGCUCUCUUAGGACAGUCUGCCGGAGCGGCCUGACAGCAGCGUCGUGCCCCUAUCGCUCCUCCUGUCGGCGACAGGCGGCGGAUGGCCGUCCUUAUCUCGACCGGGACCGAUACACUUGCACGAGUGCUAGCUGAUUGGGUCAGUCCGCGUGAGACGGUCCCGUUGGUCAGACAUGUCGCGUGCGGAGCUAUUUGGGGCCAGGAAGAAGGAGCGUGAAAAAAGACUGUUGGGUACGUUACAACCAUCGGUGAAGGAAUUGGAAAAGAAAUGGGGUUCGAAACUGCACUUAGUCCCUGACACCUUACUCCUGGCGGGCGAAGUAGUCGAUAAUACCGGGCGUGGCUGGAUGGGGAACAACGUCAAGAAUGAGGCGCAUGACGCGCUCACUUGUCUGUUGUGGGAGCCGCUGUUGGCGUCCCUGCAGGACCCGACGAUCAUCUCCAGCGAGCGGUGUCAGCACUGUCAGCCAGAGCUGCCAGUCAACAUCGUCUCGGUCAACAGAUCGGGCAGUGGCGCCGAGGGCCUGUCGGACGUCAAAGUCGGGAGAGGGGGGACAUCGGACUUCGAUGUCAUGUUUGAGUUCGGCUGCCCCUUCAACUGGGCAGGAGCAGGGGCGGAGCCAGCCAUCAUCAGCCCGCAGUCUGCACCACAGCUGUGGGCGAAACCGACCGACAAUAUCGGCUUUGUGACCUUGUACUGGGUGCCGACAACCGAGUGUCGCCACAUGACGGCGCUGGAUGCCUUUCCGACCAACUCCCUCCGUUCACUCAUGCUCAACAUCUGCCAAGUCAUGACGAACGGUGAGAUAACAAUCGCCGGCCCAGCGGUCAAUGUUCAGCAGCCAUGUGAUCCAUCGAGUGAAGGCAUUGACUACGUAGCCUGCCUACGUGCGCGCGGGUGGUGGCCGGCGGACGACUGGCUGGAAGGCAACCGCCAAAGACGGACUGACUUCCCUCCAUCGGCGGUGCGCGACAACAUCCGGGAGUUCGGCGUACAUCUUGUACCAACCGGCAGAAAGGGCAGCCCCACAGAGCGAAAGGAGUAUCGGAUUUCCUUAUCGCGGGCAGAGAUAGUCGCCGCCCGCUUCCUCCAUCCGGUGCAGCGGACGGUCAUCAAGACUAUGAAAGGAAUGAAGCAAAUUGUGAAGGAGAAAUGGGGCAAGGACCUUACAGAAGGCUUGAAAUCGUAUUUUAUUAAAACUUCUAUGCUCUGGCUGGCUCAAGACACACCCAUGAAAUCGUGGACAAACAUCACUGAUGGUGUCCACAGAGUCCUCGACUGGCUUGAAGAGCACCUUGCCCCCGGCACCACUAUGCCAUGCUUCUUCUAUGCUGCAAUCGACGUGGCAGCGGAACUCACCCCGGAACAGCGGCAAAACGCCAUCAACGCCGUAAAGCUUAUGAGAACACACGCCACCAGACUGAUGCUAGAGCUGUGCAUGAACGAGAAGAGGGACUUCAGCGUCCUGACCGAGGACGAUGCGAAGCCGCCCUCGGAGCGCCAGCUGCGUCGCCGGCUGGCACGGAUACUGCUCCGUGAUGCGGUCGUCAACGGUACCCUCCAUCGGCCUACGGCGCCCUGCUGGGAGAGCUGGGUGAAAAGCGUCAUCCCUUCAUUGAUCCGGGCGGCUCAGACAUGCAUGCUACAGUGGUGUUUCCACCGCACUUCAGGUACCAACUGGCAGCAGUGUUACAUGCUCAUGGCAUGGAGCGUUCUCGACCGGCAGGACCUGGCGGGAGCGAAGCAGCCGACAUCGCCGUCUGACGAAGUCGUGACGUUGGACGCUGCUCCGCUGAUGGCUAUCCUCACCGCAUCCGACCUGGAAGUCAUCCUGGGUGACCCAGCCGCAGUGUCUGCCUGGUGUCGCCAGCAGCUGCAGCGGCCGCCAGGGGAGCGGCCAGGCGGCCUGACCGCCGAUCUCGACACGCCGCGGGGCCGCGUCGAGUUGCUACUGCAGCCCGAGCUGCUGCUGCAGGCCGUCCGCGAGGCAGUGCCACAGAAGGUGGAGUUCUGGAAGAGUAGAGAUGAUGCAAUGGGGAGGGGGUGGAUGGUGAACUAUUUUCCACCUCGCACCUACCACGAGCGCCUGUCGAUGGUUAUACAGCACCUUGACCAGGAUCUGAGAGGCACCCUUGGCCGCAUACGACCAGAUCUGGACGGUACGACACUUGACGCCAAAGCCAAAAUCUGGCGCCGCGAACUGGAAGACUUGUGGUCCGGUGGCCGGCUACGAAGGGCGGUGGAUGCGGCCAGGAAGUGGCCGGACAACUGGAAUCUAGCACAGUUCUACGUGGCAAAAGAUACGGGGAAGACACAUCAGACUCGCUCCGAUGCGACGGUGCAGCAUCAGCAGCAGUGAUAGAAAUGGCAGACAGCUGCAGCGGCUGCACGGAUGGCAGACAGCUACAGCGGCUGCACGGGCUGUGAUAGACAGAGCAGAAACAGCAGCGGAUGCACGGGCAGAGAUAGAGACAAAGCAGACAGUAGCGGCUGCACGGGCAGAGAUUGAGACAAAACAGCCAGCAGCGAAUGCACGGGCUGCGACAGAGACAUAUCAGAGACGCAGCGGCUGCACGGGCAGAGAUAGAGACAAAGCAGACAGCAGCGGCUGCACGUGCAGAGAUUGAGACAAAGCAGCCAGCAGCGAAUGCACGGGCUGAAAUAGAGACAAAGCAGACAGCAGCGGAUGCACGGGCAGAGAUAGAGACAAAGCAGACAGCAGCGGCUGCACGGGCAGAGAUUGAGACAAAACAGACAGCAGCGAAUGCACGGGCUGUGAUAGACAUAUCAGAGACGCAGCGGCUGCACGGGCAGAGAUAGGGACAAAACAAACAGCAGCAAAUGCACGGGCUGAAAUAGAGACAAAGCAGAGACAGCAGCGGCUACACGGGCUGUGAUAGACAUAUCAGAGACGCAGCGGCUGCACGGGCAGAGAUAGAGACAUAUCAGAGACAGUAGCGGCUGCACGGGCAGAGAUAGAGACAAAGCAGACAACAGCGAAUGCACGGGCUAAAAUAGAGAGAUAACAGAUAAUAGAGACACUAGACUGCGGUGGAGAUGGAGCAGCAUGAGAGACGGUGGCGGCGACAGCAGUGACAGAUACAGCAGGAGAGACAGAUAUAACAGAUAGUGCGUUUGACGGCAGCGGCGACCCAGGCUGCGAUGGCGACUCAGGCAGUGAUACAGACAGAGGUAGCGACAGUGACACAGACAGCAGCAGCGACAGAGACAGCAACAGAGACAGCGGCGAUGACAGCACUGACAGACACAGAGCAGAGAUGAUGGACAGCAAUGGCGGGAGGCACGGUGACAGAGACUGCAAUAGUGACAGAGACACAGUACAGGCAGCGGCAGUGAUAGAUAGAGACCAAUAAUAUAUAGUAGUAGCGUAGCAGUGAUGGAGACAAAGAAAAUAAAGCAGCAGCGGACGGGUGACAGAAGCCGUGGUAACAGCUAAGGGGACCACCCAGCCAGAAGCUGGGGAAAAAAAACAGACCGACAGCAACUGGAGUGCCAGGAACGCGUGUUCAAGAAUAGCGGCGAUGCGCUGGGAAACCACACUGUUGCCGACAAACUAGGCGAAUGUCGCGCCGCCGAUGCCAAGCCGAGCCGCCGCCGCGCCGCCCCUCACCCCGCCCGCCGGUCCCGACGCCGAGCCGGGCCGCCGCCCGCCCAGCGGCCACCUGUCGCCGCGCAUGGUUUUUCUGAGACAAGCAAUGGGCCAUAUCGACGCCGCGAACGGUGGACUGGCGUCCCCCUGUGACCCUGCGACCCGGCUGACCUGUGGCCUGUUCCGAAUGGGGCCGGCGGGGCCCUGGGCCUGGGAACUAGAAGGGUGUGUGAGGGGACGCAGCGUGCCGGCCGCCUUUUUUGUGCUCUGUGUCACGACCCCUGUAUCGAGUGACAUUUUGGCCACGUAUUUGAACCGAUACCGGGCUCAGCUCGGUCUCACUUCACUGUUAGUCGCCGACGAGCUCACUUCGCUCUCAAACGCGGACGGCGGCGCUCUGCUGCCGCUCACGUCUAACUUUUCUAACUACUGUGUCUGUGCUGUACUGCUGCCAUCUCGCCGUCUUCGGUCAAUAGCGAACUCUUCUAUUUAGAA